UUCAACCAUCAAAUAACCCCAAAAAAAAAAAACCAAAAAACCAAAAAAAAAAACAAACAAAUUUUCUGGUUUUUAGAAGAAUAUCACAAGAAUGUCAUCAUCACACUUUGCUAUCCUUUGCAUCAUCGUAAUUUCUCUUGUUCCUCUACAUGGAUCUGGAAACACACAACAUCCUGCCGCGAACAAGUCAGCCUCAAAUGCACAAGCUGUUGACGCAAACAAAUCAGCUGCAAGCAAGACACAACAUUUUGACGCCAACAAGUCAGCUGCAAAUGCACAAGGUCUUGACGCGAACAAAUCAGGUGCAAACGGACAAGGUCUUGAAAAUAACAAAUUAGGUUCAUCAGUGUGCACUCUUGACAAAUGUCCAAAACACAGAGAAGAAGUGUGUUAUUGCUGUUUCAAUGAUCGUAGGAGGUGUUAUCGUAAUUUAUAUAAGUGUGUGGCUGUCUGCAUGCGCCAACCGGCUUAAGUUAACUUAACGACCUUAUACGAACAAUAAAGCUACAAGUUUACCUAAAGUAUACAUAUACAAUAUAAUUAUGCUUAUCGUAAUUUUCUUUAGUGCCAUUGAAUGUUUAAGUAAUUGUAUCUUGCUAUUAAGUUUUUUAAAAGUUAUUAAUUUAUUUUGAGUAAUAUGUUUUGUAUAAACUAAUGAUAAUAUC
This is a messenger RNA of Arabidopsis arenosa, 665 nucleotides long. NCBI's taxonomy places the organism in Eukaryota, Viridiplantae, Streptophyta, Magnoliopsida, Brassicales, Brassicaceae. The record is from the annotation of a GenBank genome assembly.